Dermacentor andersoni is the source of this 3216-nucleotide messenger RNA. RefSeq lists its product as uncharacterized. The record is from RefSeq and is a predicted model, not a curated record. Lineage: Eukaryota; Metazoa; Arthropoda; Arachnida; Ixodida; Ixodidae.
UUGUUAUUACGAGCCUGCGUAUUCUGUUGAUAUUAUCUAAAAUUCCCUAAUAUUAGCUAAACCUCUGCGUUAUUGCGCAAUAACUUAACAUUACGACGUAACGCCACGUAUAACGCGUACAAACUACGCGCGCUUUUUUUUUUAACUACCGCAGCGCUGCAGCGGCACGUAAAACCCAUAGUUUAUGCUUGAUUUGCAACAAGAAGUCUCAAGUUAGUGUUUACUUAUGGCUGAGGUAUAAUUUUUGUUUACCGCAACUGUACUAGCGUUUAACUUUCGCAAUGCGUUAACGCGAAAUCGCAAAAGCGCAGCAAAAUGCAAAGAAAAUAAAGGAAGAAAAAAAGUUUUCCUCGUCGUUGCGUUGCGCCACCUGUGGAAUGAAGGCGGAGUCUUAGCCCGAGGGUCCAGUUCAAAACAACAAAAGUACAAAAGCGCCGCGUCGAACUUCGGCCCGACAAGUUUUUUUCUUCUGCUUUCGCAAGCGAUGCGUGCCGCUUUGCGUGGCUGACAAGCGACGGACGAUGCGACGAAGGUAUCGCGAAUGACGGAGCGGCAGCUGUGAACGAACUUCUCGACGGAGACGCCGAUUCUUGUGGGACCGUCCCAUUCGGGAAUGCUGCGUUCUCGCCCGUGACAGCGGCGGCGGAAGCAGGUUUAGCCAUUGCAGCUCUCACGUUGCGAUUUUUUUGUGUAUUCUUAUCCUUUUCUCUCUCUCCCUCUCUCUCGUCAACGAGCCGAGCUCUCGUCGUCGCCAUGGUUCGGACCUCGGGGACAGCAGUACGCCUGCCGAGAGACUGCGAGUCCUGACGUCCUGCGCGCAGCGCUAGCGAGAGUGUCACCUGCACCUGACGCGCUCGAUCCGUACCGUCAUUUGAAAAGCGUGUGUGCGCGCCAACACCAAGCGGUGCGUCAAGAAACGCUAUGUCGUCGACGACCGCGGAACAGACCCGCUCGCCCCCGAGCCUGGGGUCGUCGAGCAGCGGAAGCAGCACUCCUCGACCGCUGCUCAUAUCAGACACAAAGGACUUGCGCGCCGUGAUCGGCUGUCAGAUGCUCCUCUUGCAUGCUCUCCGUAAGCGCCGAAGACGGAUGAUCCUGGACCGUCGCACGUACGCGGUGCAGAACACGAUGCUUUUGCGUCGCGUCCAGAGACGACAGUCCAGGAUCCACUUUCUCAUGAGCAUCCUGAAGACUGCCUUCUCGGCCGGCCUUGGCCGGGACCUGUGCCCGAACCGAGUGGCAAACUCUAACCACGUCUCGUCCUCGGCAGACAUCGUCGACGGUCUUUACGAGGGCGACACUGAGCUGGACGACGGGUCGCAGGACGCCAACGACCGCCUCCUGACCCCGGGACUCAUUGGCGACGACGUCUGGCUGAACACGUUCAGGGUCGGGAAGGAUCUCUACCAUUUCCUGCUCACUGAACUCAAGCCCUUCAUGACGAUGGACCAGGCAGCCAACGGUGGCCACCCGCCCUACGAACAGCGCGUCGCCAUAGCGCUCUGGCGUCUCGGCAAGGUCUGGGAUGACCCGGCAUUGCUGAGGGCCUUCGGAGUGACAGGCGACACGGUCGGCGCCAUCGUGCGGGAGUUCUGUUCAGCAGUCGUGAAGGUGCUGAUGCCCCGAUUUGUGCAGGUACCCUUUGACGAAGACCUUGAUGACAUCACUGACCAGUUUCGCGAAAAGGCUGGCCUUCCACAGUGCGCUGGCGCCCUCUGCUUUGCACACGUCCCCAUCCAGCCACCACCAGACGACGACUCUGGCGAGUACACCAACCCAGAAGGCUGGAACUCCAUCGUUGUACAAGCCGUUGUCGGCGCUGACCGCCGUUUCUGGGAUCUCAACAUCGGCUGGCCUGGCAGCACACAGGUGUCCCAGGUCUUGCGCAGCUCCAGCCUCUGGAAGAAGGGCGAGGAAGGCACACUCUUCGUCGGCCACGACGAGGACAAUCCCCAAGUGGGACGUACGCACAGGGUUCUUGCUGCGGGUGCAGGCUACCCUCUGCGCAACUGGAUCAUCACGCCGUUCCUCAACCCGGACGAACGGCAGCUCCGUUUCAACCGUGCCCUCUGUGAGGUUCUCUCGGUUGGCGAGGUGGCAUUCAGGCACCUCGAGGCGCGCUUCCCGUAUCUGCUGCGUCACAACGGCAGCGGCGUCGACCUGAUGCCGAGCAUUGUGGCCGCCUGCAGCACACUGCACAACAUGUGCGAGGAGUGGGGUGAUGGCAUUGGUGACGCGUGGCUUGCCGAGGCUUCGAGGCAUGCACUGCCACAGCCGCAUCCUGGUGCGGAUCCAGCUCGCGACAUGUCGCGGUGCCUUGAGGCAGAAGCCAUUAGGACGGCUCUAUUUGCAACCGUAGUUAAGUGAGGUUAGAGUUUCCAGUUGUCAAGCAUUCUCCUUUCGCUAUAAGAGAAGGAUCAACCAUCACUUUGCUUCAGUGCUAACCAUCUCAACCUCAACAUGGCAAAUCUGCCUUUGGCCAACUACCUCUAUCAGGCUCAGUAUUUGGUGAGGCCCUGAAGUACAGAUGGAUUUGCCCAAAACGGUUCUUUUGAAGCUUGAGUGUUACGAUGAUGUGUGCUUUUUCAAAUUGGUGCAGAGGAGGUACGCGUGACUGUACAAGGACAAACAACCUUUGGCUGGUAUGAUAUCACAGUCCAGGGGACACGUUCUGGGACAAUCACUUUUGGCGAUACUAUCGCUUUGGCCAUCAGGCACACGCUGAUUGGCUGGUUGAGCACUGCGUCAUGCAAGGGCGAUGAUAUCGCCAAAGUGAUCGUCUCAGAAUACGUUUCCAGACCUGCUGUGGCAAUUGGCCCUUUAAAAUGUCUUCCAGCAAAGCUAGAUCCAAGUGAUGGCACUUGGUAUCCUAAUGCAAAGCUGUCUAAAUGAUCAUUUGUAAGCAUAGUUCAGCGAGUUCACUUUUUUCACACUAUCUUGCACAAGGCGUACAUAUGGUUGCUGGCCAACCAAAGCUUUUUUCGUAGUUAGAUUAUUUCAUAUCCCAAUCCUGAACAAUCCAAACAAUACUGCCAUGGUACUUCAGUCAAGGUCCAGCUUAGGACUUCGACUUACAGUUCAGCUCAUUGUUUGUUCACGUGCCUACCAUUCGUACACAUGGCCUGCUCAAAACUCAGCCUCGUGUUGUCACAGUCUUCCCAAACUUUGUGAGCAAUCUGUUCAUACUGGCCUCUGUUGCAACCACUCUGUGAUGAA